AUGUUCGUGCCUCGGUUUGGAAUCGUGAAGAACGUCGCACUCAGAAACAUCGUCAUCACCACACGAAUAGGCAAGACGUUCCACUCAUCCACCAUGUCCGAGUACCCCUACAUUUCUGAGCCGCAGACACCUGAGCUGCCCUCCUACCACUCCAAAAUCCAGGGCAUUGCCAACAAGUUCCGAGAAGCCGGAUGGACUGCCUGUGACGCAGCUGACGCUCUUGUCAAGCACGGCGACGAGUCUGGAGGAUACCUUCCCGGUCUAAUUCAGCAGUCUUUCAACUCCAAGACUCCUGUGACCGUUGGUCCUGCUUAUACCGUCGAGUACGCCCCUCUGGAUGACCCUCGACCCGCUGUUAAGGCUGGAUACAUUGACGAUGCCCCCAAGGGCGCUGUCAUAGUCAUUACCACUUCUCCUUCUGUCCAAUUGACUGCUGCUCCCUUCACUCGAAUCUCUAACGCACUUUAUGGAGGUCUGAUGAGCACUCGAGCCAAUUACCUCAAGUGUGCUGGAACUGUGGUCUUUGGAAAGAUUCGGGACAAGAAGGAACAUGUCGAUCUCGAUUACCCCGUGCACUCUUAUGGUCUGGGAACCACUGCCCCCGGUUCUGCUGUCAAGGUUGUUGCUGUGGGCGAGCCCGUGGAGAUCCAAGUUGCUGGUCAGGCUGGAAAAGAUGAUAAGGCUGAGACCCGACGAAUUGCCGCCGGCGAUCUUGUUAUUGCUGACGAGAACGGCGUCGUUGUGAUUCCCGAAGCUGACGCCCAGAAGGUGUCUCUCUACAUUCCUGCUCGAGUCAAGGCCGACACUCUUGUUGCCAGCGACAUCAAGGAGGGAGUCCGUGCCCAAGAGGCCCAGAAGGAGCGACGACGACUCAUGUACACCCCUCUGAACGAUGAGGAUGAGUGA
Molecule: messenger RNA, 906 nt
Organism: Yarrowia lipolytica CLIB122
Lineage: Eukaryota; Fungi; Ascomycota; Dipodascomycetes; Dipodascales
Molecular function (GO): oxaloacetate decarboxylase activity; 4-hydroxy-4-methyl-2-oxoglutarate aldolase activity
Source: RefSeq, a predicted model, not a curated record